CCCAGGCCCGCAGUGAGGCCCCGGUCCCUCUGGAGACCCCCUCCCCCUCCCCAUGCGGGGCGGCGCGGCGUUGGCCGCUCUCCGGCUCCGGACCAGCUUCGAGUUCGGGAACCGGGAGGUGGCGAAAUGGUUCCCCGGACACAUGGCGAAAGGACUCAAAAAGAUGCAAGCCAGUCUGAAAAAAGUGGAUUGCAUUAUUGAAGUUCAUGAUGCCAGGAUUCCUUUGUCUGGACGUAACCCUAUGUUUCAGGAGGCCCUGGGUGUCAGACCCCAUCUACUAGUACUAAACAAAAUGGAUUUGGCUGAUUUGACAAGUAAACAGAGAAUCCUGAGACAGUUGGAACAGCAAAGAAUCCAAAACAUUCUCUUCACUGAUUGCCUACGAGACAGAGAUGUAAAUGUGAAGAAAAUUAUUCCUGCUGUUACAGAGCUCAUUCAGAAAAGUGACCGGUUUCACAGAACAGAGAACUUAGAAUAUUGCUUGAUGGUAAUUGGUGUACCAAAUGUUGGCAAGUCGUCUCUCAUUAAUGCCAUGCGAAGGAUGUAUUUAAAAAAAGGCAAAGCCUCCAGAGUUGGUGGAGAGCCAGGGAUUACCAGAGCCGUGCUCACAAAGAUACAGGUUUGUGAAAGGCCCCUCAUGUAUCUAUUAGAUACUCCCGGCGUCUUUUCUCCACGUAUAGAAAGUUUGGAAGUUGGAAUGAAACUGGCACUCUGUGGAACUAUAUUGGACCACUUGGUAGGAGAAGAAAUAAUUGCAGAUUAUCUACUUUUCACGCUGAAUAAACAACAGAAGUUUGAUUACGUUGAGCGAUAUCAGCUGGGAGAGCCUUGUGAUGAUCUGCAGACUGUGCUCAAAAAAAUAGCCGUCAAACUCGGCAAGACACAGAAAGUAAAAGCCAUCACUGGUGUUGGUGACAUUAACAUUCUCAUGCCAAACUACAGUGCAGCUGCAUAUGACUUCAUCAGGGCAUUUCGGAAAGGUGAACUGGGAAAGGUCAUGCUGGACUGACGUUAACGCAUCUAGCUUGAAACAAUGAAGAACAGAACAUCUUACCAAAGAUUUGACAUGGCCAGUGUUCCAUUGUGGGAAAUAUCUGCAUCACAGUGUAUUGGAGCACUUCUUAAAACACCUUUCACGUCAUGUGAAAUACUAAUACAAAAAUGAAAGUUACCUGACUGAUGAACAUGUGGAGCAUGGCUGCUUUAUAUUCAAAGUUCAAGGGUUUCAUUCUCAGUGAGUUUUGGGAAUGACAACCAAAUAAAGCCGGGGACUCUUGUACAAAUGCCAAAUGUUUGGAAACAGCCUGAAUAUAAUACUCAUGACAAAAAUAAAGAACUGAACAAUAAAUCCAUCACUACUGCCUUUUCAGAUCAGAUAAAAACUGAGUAGUUUUGGUUAAAAAUAUGCAGUGUAGUUUUCUGCAAGUCGGUCAAGAUAUCGACGCAGUCUUCAAUAAAACUAGGUUACAUAAAGAAGUUUCACAAUUGCCCCAUUUUUAGUCAAAAUUAAGAAAUGACUAACUUCAAUUGUUUUUUUGAAUAUUAGUUAACAUAGCAAGUGCUGACAGUGUCACAAGAAGAUUUGAUUUGAAUAAAUUAAUGAACUUCAGUUGUAUGCCCAGGUUCAUUAUACUGGUUGUGUUUACAUUAUCAAUAUUCAUUCAAAACUUUAGAUUCAGUAACUCCUUUCCAUUUCAUUGUCAUCUUGUCUUUAGUAUUUAUCAUUUUUAAGCAAGUAUAUAUAUUGUUAAAAGUUAUUUAAUUCCAUCUUUUGUAAUAUUUUCUUAUUGAAUAGCUCCUCAGGAGCAUAUGUGCCCCGUCACCACCCCAAACUUUUAGUUAAUUAUCUUUAUUCUCCAAGAUGAAUUGUGGUCUGCUGUGUCAGAAGUGAUUUUUGAAAUGAUUAAAGGUUUGCGUUUGCAUAAAA
Chiloscyllium plagiosum (whitespotted bambooshark) is the source of this 1927-nucleotide messenger RNA. The record is from RefSeq and is a predicted model, not a curated record. Lineage: Eukaryota; Metazoa; Chordata; Chondrichthyes; Orectolobiformes; Hemiscylliidae.